This is a messenger RNA of Geodia barretti, 1146 nucleotides long. The record is from the annotation of a GenBank genome assembly. Lineage: Eukaryota; Metazoa; Porifera; Demospongiae; Tetractinellida; Geodiidae.
CUGGUUGCUGGAAUUGUAGCGGUUGUGAUUGUUGCCGUGAUAGUGGGUGCGGCUGUUUUUUUCUUCAUAUUGCGCGAUGAUGAAUCGGGCGAAGGCGAUGUCAGUGCGGUGGCGUUGAGCGCCGCUCCCGUAGUGCGAGCGGACGCGGUGGUCGUGCCGAUACGGAGCGCCAGCCUGGGGAUGCCCAUGGGUGGCAUGGUCAGCGAUGUGCUUGUCAGGGAGAACGAUGCGGUAGAAGAGGGGCAACUGCUGGUUCGGAUUGAUGAUACGGAUGCGGCAUUUGCCAUUGAGAGGGCGGAGAAUACGGCAGCCAGCGCCCGCGCGGACCUGGAGACUCUUAAGAUUUCCAUAGAGAAGGAGCGCGAACUGGACGAUGAGGCGCGGCCCGGAAGGCUGGAGCAGGCGCGUUCGGCGCUUCAGUCGGCGCAGGAGCGUUACAUGCAUCUGAGCGGGGCGAAUCGCAGGGCUGGCGCCAGAGUAAGCGCUGAGGGCGCGUUGAUGGAGGCGAAGUACACCGAGGCGAUCGCAAGCGCGGAGAUGCGCGUAGAGCAGGCAGAAAUGGCGCUGCUAAAGGCGAUGGGCGUUGCCAGCACACGUGGCAUUGCGGAGACUCCGGAAAGCCGCGCCUUUGUUGCCGCCCGCGACGCUCGCAUUGCCAAGGCGCGCCUUGCGAUUGUGGAUCUGCAGAAUGUCCUGGAUGACGCCCGGGACUUCAACAAUAUUGAGCAGGAUGCGCAGGAUGCCAUAAUUGUGGCGACGGCUUUGCUUGCCAACGCAGAGAGAGACCUGGAGGUUACUGUUAUUGAGAUGGCGGAAUCCAACCGGGUGGCUCAGGACGCUUACCUCGACGCAGAGUUUCACUGGCGCUCGCUGCAUAACCACUACUUGGGGAUACAGCUGACUUCUGACGAGCUGCACAAGGACCCGAAGACCCUCUUCGAAGAAUGGGGAGUCGAUCUGGAGAGUGUGUUUGACCGAGAUAACCUGUCGUUCCCGAAUAAUGUGCUGGAAGACGAUCCCGCGACCAGAUGGAACGAGUUAAAGCUGUUUGCGAUGCUAGGGGCUCGGGCCUUACAGCGCUCAUAUGGUAACUUGCCAGGAUGUCAUCGUACCUCGCGGAAUGCGAUGCAUCGAAAGGGAGUAUGA